AUGACGAGUGCAUCGACAACUGAUGAGACCAAUCCUCGCCUACCGAGAUGGGGAGGUGACUGGACACAGUUUCGAGGAUAUGAACAACGAGUGAGUUUGGAAAUUGACUCAACCAGAUCAGAUGAACUGACCUUGUUAGGACCACGACUAGCAAAGAAUCUCUAUGACAAAGGUUGGGAAAUGAUUGAAGACAUUGAUCGUACCAAGCUCAAGGAAGAAGAUGGAGCCAAGUACUUGCUGAAGUUCUUGGGUGAACAACGAGGACGUGACAAAGUGGACUUACUGGGAGAUGCAAUGAAAGACCUUCUCAUGAAGCAGGAUGUGAUCCGGAAAGAAGGAGAAGAAUUUGCAGAAUACUAUCCUCGUUUCAGGAUUUACACCAAGGCUGUGGAAGCAGCGUUGAAGGAACUGUCAGCUGAGAAAAGCAUGCCAGCUGAGUUCUAUGGUUGGUAUCUUCUGAACCUGGGAAUGCGGCUUGAGCCAUCAGACAUUGCCGUCAUCAAGGCCCAUGCGAAGACAUACAGAAUUGAGGACAUUGAGGGAGCCAUCAAGAAGAUGUGGUCAGGUGGUGGACUUUCGUUGAAAGAUCAAGAACGCAAGAAGUGGAAGGGCCUCAGAAAGUCAUAUGUCGUGCAAGAUGAACCAUCUCUGCCAGGAAUCUACGAGGUGGAAGAGGACACACCAUGGAUGAAGAUGAUGAAGACUACAAGGUGGAAGAGACAUUGCGUGGAUGCUAUGAUGAUGAAUCCAGAAGAACAGAAAGAUUGCGUCGAAAGAUGUUGGCAAAGAAAGAAGAUGCAGUACAAGGAAGCUCGAAAGAUGUUGGCAAAGACAAGAGUUUCCCGGGAGUUCUAUCCAGUCCGGACCAAAGGUGGACAAAAGGACUGGGGUGAGAGAAAGGGGAACAAAAGUGAAAGCCAAUACUUCGAUGGAGACUGCAUGCGAUGUGGCAAACAUGGACAUAAAGCCCGAAACUGUCCGCAGAAGUUUGAGAAGAGUGCAACCAGCAGCAAAACUGGAACCGUGAACUAUGCUCUGGCAUGUGAGAAAAGUGUGCUUCCAGCUUUUGUGACUUUUACUCCGAACAGCACUCAUGAGCCCAUUUACGCAGUCACAAAAGGAGACACACAGUUUCAUGGCAUAGUGGACUCUGGCGCAUCGGAGAGCAUCAUUGGUGUUGACACGUUGCAGGAACUGUUCGAAGUCUAUGAUGCUUUGGGUUUUGAUCCAAGAGCCGAGAUCAAAGUAGAUCGCACCCUCAAGAAGACCUUCAUGUUCGGCAACAGUGCAGUAAGUGAAGCAAUUGGGCUAGCUCAACUGACAGUUGGCUUGUUUGGAACUGAACAUGUCAUUGAUGUGCAUGUGGUGGAUGGCAGCGCACCCCUCCUGUUGUCAUCAAAAUUUCUGUAUCAAAUGGAAAUGACAGUAGACUUCAAGAGUGGAGCGGCAUGGCUGCCAGAUCGGAAAAAGAUCCAACUGGAAAGAGCACCCAGCUAUCACCUCAUGCUGCCAAUUUUGAACUUUCGACCAGAGAAUCAUGAAGGUGAAGAUGAGUCAUUAACAUCGAGUACUGAAGGGCAAGAAUGUACAGAUCCGUCAAAAGGUUUUGACAUGGCCAUUGGAAGACAGUAUGAUCUCAUCGAGGUUUGUUUUCAGAACCUGAAUCAGCGAACCCCAGCGCAGUGUGCAGAGCUCGGCCAGAAACGUGAACACAGUCGCAAGAUGCUCAAGAAUCUAAAGAAGUUGGCUGAGAUCCAGAUCAAAGAGUUGGAGGGUGAGCUGAGUGGUGAACAACCGUGGACAGCCCUGUCCUGGAAAGAGAAACCUGUUGAACAGUUGGUCAAGAUGACGGGUGGUCGUUUUCGUGUUGACGGGUGUCGUUUUGGUUUGAAACAUCCUGACAGUGGUUUGUUGCUUCAAAAGGGAUGGGGCUUUUUUGCGACUUUGCCUGAGCUGCGUCAGAAAUUGGCCAGAACGUGCAAUCAUCCUGCUGCCAUGCAUGAUGGAACUGUGACACACAUUGUUGGUGUGAGCUAUCUUGAUGAAGCCACGGACUUACAUGUUGCGAGCGUGGUUCGAAAAGACGUCCGCAUGCCACCUUCCGUGAACACUGAGAACUCGAUCGUGUUGCAAGCCAGCCCGAUGACCGACUUGGCGAGCCGUAUCAAGAUGGUGCAGACCCAUCGUGUGGAAGACAAGAUCGACUACAAGAAGGUCACUCUCGAGCAGAUGGAAGAGAUGAAACUCAAGAAAGGCAAGUACGAGGGCGAGAUGUUCAAGAGCAUCUGGGACCGGGAGCCAGGGUACUGCGUAUGGUGCGCAGGGCAUCUCAAAGCCGAAGAUCCAAUGUGGAAGCCAUUUCUCCAUUACCUCAAGAUGAAAACCGAGAGCCUCGAGAAGACGACCAGCAAAGCAGCACCAUCCGACCCGGACAAGGAGGUCAAGAAGCUGGCCGAUAUGAACCGAUUCGUGGAGGAGUUCGGGACAGAACCAGACGCAGACUGGGAUGCAGUCAGCCAUAUGAGCGAGAAGAUGAUCGGGGACAUGAAGGAGAUGAAGGAGAAGGAAGAGAAUCGAGACCAGGUCAUGUUCCAGAUGAUGCAGAACAUGAACCAGAUCAUGGGUCGUCUUCAGGAUCUGGAAUCCGCCACCACGGAGAUCGUGAAACACAUGAAUCCGAACAAGUGA
Messenger RNA from Cladocopium goreaui, 2688 nucleotides. The record is from the annotation of a GenBank genome assembly. NCBI's taxonomy places the organism in Eukaryota, Dinophyceae, Suessiales, Symbiodiniaceae.